GGCGGUGCAUUGGGCGCUGCCGCCGCUGCUGCUGCUGCUGCGGACCCCCGGCCGCCACCCGGGGCCCCGCUGCCACCGGGGCCCCGGAUGCCGUCUGCACUCCAGUCAACCCUGCCGGAGAGUGUGCCCCAGCCUGGACGCCGCCCCCGGCCUGGUCUCCACUUCUCCGCCGCACCUCCCAUGACAGCUCCCGCACGAAGAUGGCUGCGAAGGGCGCACACGGCUCCCACCUGAAGAUGGAGAGCGAGAUGGAGCGCUGCCGCGCCGAGGGCCACUGGGACCGCAUGUUCGAGCUGGUUCGGCAUCUGCAGACGCUGGGCAUUUCCGGCGGCGGCAGUAGCAACCGGCGAAGCAGCCCGAGCGGCAGGUUCAUUUCUCUGGACACCGAUGACUUCGGGAAAUUGCUGCGAGCAGAGGCCCUCCUGGAGCAGUGUUUGAAGGAUAACCAUGACAAAAUAAAAGACUCUAUCCCUUUGCUGGAGAAGAAUGAGCACAGGCUGACCGAAGCCAAAGAUCACCUGAGUAGCGUCCUGAACAAUGGGAAGCUGCCGCCACAGUACAUGUGUGAGGCCAUGCUGAUCCUGGGCAAGCUGCAUUAUGUGGAGGGCUCAUACCGGGACGCCAUCAGCAUGUAUGCACGGGCUGGGAUUGAUGACAUACCCAUGGAGAACAAGCCCCUGUAUCAGAUGCGGCUGCUGGCAGAGGCGUUUGUCAUCAAAGGCCUCUCCCUGGAACGCCUGCCCAACUCCAUUGCCUCCCACAUCCGCCUGACUGAGCGGGAGGAGGAAGUGGUUGCCUGUUUUGAGAGGGCCUCCUGGGUGGCUCAGGUAUUCCUGCAAGAGCUGGAGAAGGCCUCAAACAACAGCACAUGGAGGCACCUCAAAGGCAGUCCCUCAGUUGACUAUGAACUCAGUUAUUUCUUGGAAGCUGCCCUCCAGAGUGCAUAUGUGAAGAACCUGAAGAAAGGGAACAUUGUGAAAGGCAUGAGAGAGCUCCGGGAGAUUCUAAGGACUGUGGAGACCAAAGCAACGCAGAACUUCAAAGUGAUGGCGGCCAAGCACCUGGCAGGGGUUCUGCUGCAUUCCCUGAGUGAGGAAUGUUACUGGAGCCCCUUGUCCCACCCGCUGCCUGAGUUCAUGAGCAAGGAGGAGAACUCUUUCGUCACCCAGACCCUUCGGAAACCUCACCUCUACGAAGGAGACAACCUCUACUGCCCAAAAGACAACAUAGAGGAGGCGCUUCUGCUGCUGCUCAUCAGUGAGUCCAUGGCAACUAGGGAUGUGGUGCUGAGUCGGGCCCCAGAGCAGGAGGAGGACCGGAAAGUGAGCUUGCAGAAUGCUUCAGCCAUCUAUGACCUCCUGAGCAUCACACUGGGCAGGCGGGGCCAGUAUGUCAUGCUUUCCGAGUGCCUAGAACGAGCCAUGAAGUAUGCAUUUGGAGAAUUCCACCUUUGGUACCAAGUGGCCCUCUCCAUGGUAGCUUGUGGGAAGUCAGCCUACGCUGUGUCGCUGCUUCGUGAGUGCAUGAAGUUGCAGCCCUCGGACCCCACUGUGCCCCUGAUGGCUGCCAAGGUCUGCAUUGGGUCCUUGCACUGGCUGGAAGAGGCAGAACACUUUGCCACGGUGGUGAUCAGCCUUGGGGAGGAAGCAGGGGAGUUCCUGCCUAAAGGCUACCUGGCCCUGGGUCUCACCUACAGCCUGCAGGCCACUGACGCCACCCUGAAAUACAAGCAAGAUGAAUUGCACCGCAAGGCACUGCAGACGCUUGAGCGAGCCCAAGAGCUGGCACCUGAUGACCCCCAGAUUAUCCUCUAUGUCUCUCUGCAGCUUGCCCUCGUCCGACAGAUCUCCAGCGCCAUGGAGCAUCUUCAGGAGGCCCUGAAGGUGUGCAGGGACGAUGCCAAUGUCCUACACUUGCUAGCACUGCUUUUCUCGGCCCAGAAGCAUAACCAGCAUGCCUUGGAUGUCAUCAAUAUGGCCAUCGCCGAAUACCCUGAGAAUUUCAACCUGAUGUUCACCAAGGUGAAACUGGAGCAGGUGCUGAAGGGUCCGGAGGAAGCCCUCGUGACCUGCAGGCAAAUGCUGAGACUGUGGCAGACCCUCUACAACUUCUCUCAGCUGGGAGGCCUGGAAAGGGAUGGUAGCUUUGAAGGCCUCGCAGUGAAGAAACAGAACGGCAUUCACCUGACCCUGCCAGAUGCCCAUGAUGCAGACUCUGGCUCUCGGCGGGCGUCAUCUAUUGCUGCCUCAAGGCUGGAGGAGGCCAUGUCGGAGCUGACCAUAACGACCUCAGUCCUAAAGCAGGGCCCCAUGCAGCUGUGGACCACGCUGGAACAGAUCUGGCUCCAGGCUGCUGAGCUGUUCAUGGAACAGAGACACCUCAAGGAAGCAGGCUUCUGCAUCCAGGAGGCUGCUGGUCUCUUCCCCACCUCUCACUCGGUGCUCUACAUGCGAGGCCGGCUGGCUGAGGUGAAGGGCAACUUAGAAGAGGCUAAGCAGCUGUACAAGGAGGCGCUCACCGUGAACCCGGAUGGCGUGUGCAUCAUGUACAGCUUGGGUCUGAUGCUGAGUCAAUUGGGCCACAAGAGCCUGGCCCAGAAGGUGCUGCGGGAUGCUGUGGAGAGACAGAGCACCUGCCAUGAAGCAUGGCAGGGCCUGGGUGAGGUGCUGCAGGACCAAGGCCAGAACGAGGCUGCCGUUGACUGCUUUCUCACUGCCCUGGAGCUGGAGUCCAGCAGCCCUGUGCUCCCCUUCUCCAUCAUCCCCAGAGAGCUGUGAGCCUCCGUGCACACAGCAGGCAUAGGCAGGAGGCGGGGG
Molecule: messenger RNA, 2816 nt
Organism: Phodopus roborovskii (desert hamster)
Lineage: Eukaryota; Metazoa; Chordata; Mammalia; Rodentia; Cricetidae
Gene: Ttc7a
Product: tetratricopeptide repeat domain 7A
Exons: 20
Coding region: 201-2777 (858 amino acids)
Biological process (GO): phosphatidylinositol phosphate biosynthetic process; protein localization to plasma membrane
Cellular component (GO): plasma membrane
Molecular function (GO): protein binding
Source: RefSeq, a predicted model, not a curated record